AUGGAAAAAAUUGAUCUUGAAAAUGCUGACGAUGCCAUAUUGAGAGAGAAGUUGUUUGUGAAGGUAGCAACCAAGCAUCUGCGUACUUUAGAAUUCAAGAUGGUUGAAGAAGGGUAUGAUGGAGAGCUGAUGAGGUCUCGAAAGGAAAUCGAGGAGGGAGAAAAGGAUAGACAACGAAAAGCAGAGAAGAUGAUCAAGAGGCAUAGUGAGAUGAGAUUGAAGAAGAAAUCCAGAGAUAGAGAGCUGGAUUCGGACGACAUCGAGGGAGAAGAAUUCAUUGCACCUAUGUUAAGCAGAAAAGAAACCAGAAGGAAAAAUAAAGGUAAGCAUUUUGGAAAGAAGUCGUUUAAGAGAAAACAGAUGAAGAAAAGACAGAAAAGACACAGACACUAG
Molecule: messenger RNA, 393 nt
Organism: Encephalitozoon intestinalis ATCC 50506
Lineage: Eukaryota; Fungi; Microsporidia; Unikaryonidae
Exons: 1
Coding region: 1-393 (130 amino acids)
Source: RefSeq, a predicted model, not a curated record